This is a messenger RNA of Gymnodraco acuticeps, 2753 nucleotides long. Its product is annotated as circadian-associated transcriptional repressor-like. The record is from RefSeq and is a predicted model, not a curated record. NCBI's taxonomy places the organism in Eukaryota, Metazoa, Chordata, Actinopteri, Perciformes, Bathydraconidae. The coding region runs from base 245 to 1012 and encodes 255 amino acids. The transcript is spliced from 6 exons. Gene Ontology annotation, biological process: negative regulation of DNA-templated transcription; circadian regulation of gene expression. Gene Ontology annotation, molecular function: RNA polymerase II cis-regulatory region sequence-specific DNA binding. Gene Ontology annotation, cellular component: nucleus.
GAGAGAGAGAGAGAGAGAGAGUUGUGCCCCGCCUCUCUCGGACACGUUGCCCAGGGAGAGGCUGCACGCGCUGGAUGGGACUCCUGCUUUCAUGGUUUCACUCCAUCUUCAUCAGUCGGCUCGGUCCGCGUCCGCACUCACUCCGCUGUCUGCCGCAUGCCCUCAACUCACCGAGCCGUACGGGAAACACACGGUUCACUUCUGGUGCGUGGCGCUCUCGGCUGGAUGAGCCUCUAUCUCCAACAUGUCGACCUCAGACUCGGAUUACUCCAUUGACUGGCUCGCCAGCGAUGAGGACGACUAUGACAGCCCAACAAGAUUAAGUCCUCAGCAUGCAGAGGAGUCGCCUGUACCGCCAUCAUCAACCUCAUCCACUACUCCUACAAGCUGCAUCCACUCUGCAGCGGUGCCGCAGGGCAGGAGGUGGAGCGGCUGCACUGGGCCUCCACCCGCAUCGCAGACCCCAACCCUCAGUCCAGUUCAGGGAUUAACUUCUGUUUGUGAGCAGCUUUCAGAGGGGUCAAAGCAUCAUUACACCCGGAAGAGAGUGCACAGCGCUCACGUGGAGGGAGUCUGUGAAAAGACUCAAACUGACACUGAAAAUGAACAAUUCUCUCAGAAGUGCACGGAGCUGCAGUGCUACAUCCAGUCUCUGUCGGACAUCCUGCAGGGCCUGAGAUCAGGCAGGUACUCUGAACGUUUCAGCAGUUUCCAGGAGAGCGUGGCCAUGGACCGGAUCCAAAGAAUAAUGGGGGUUCUUCAGAAUCCAAACAUGGGAGGACGCUUCCUCAGCAUUGUACUGAAGAUAGCAGAGAUGCUGCACAGUUGGUUUCCUCACAUCAGGCCAGACCCAACGCACACAGAGCCCUGUACUCCGACUAAGAAGCAAAAGCAGCAUCAGAGCAGCGCCCCCCCCCCCUCCACCCUCCCCGGUGUCGUUCUGCUCCUCAGACUCCUCCACCCGCCUCAAAUGGCUCCACAUGUCGCCCAUCUGCUCCCUGAAGACUCUUGAAUCCACCCUCAGUCAGCCCCCCCCGGCCUCCCCCCCCCCUCCACCUGCGUGCUGCAGCCAGGGGGCGACCCAGGACAGCGCCGUCUCCUCCUCCACCGACUCGCUCUCGGCCCCCCCCAGCCGGGGGGGGGCGCUGCCCGCCAAGUUCACCACGCCCUGUCUGGUGAGACUCCUGCAGGCCAAGGACAGCAUCAUCACACCCCGGAGGGCGGAGGACGGGGGGUCCUGAGAGGUGACGCCGAGAACCAGAGGCUGAUCCGGGGUCAGAUCUGGGCUCCCACAUGAGACACUACAAGGCCUUAAAAAAAAGCAUGUUUCAAAGUCUUCUAUAUCUUUUUUAAACAGUGGAAAUGCAGUUGCAGUUACUUCAGGUUCUUCAGAGUCAGAAUGUGAUGAAGAGAAAACGGGCCUCGCUUAGUUUGACUUGAAGGACUUUUUCAAAAGUCUGUGUGACCUUCAUUUUGAGUUUCUCUGAUAUUUGAGUUGGAUGGAUUUCAUCUUCUAAUGAGUUCAAAUGUUAAAACAAUGUUACUGAGAUGAAUCUCCUCAACACAAGAGGAGUGAACAUAGAGGAAUGGUAACUCUGGGGUUGGAAAUAUGGACGAAAGCUCAUUACACUUGGAGACUUCUGAUUGACACACCUGGACAGUUACCUCGUCUGAUUUUAGGUUUUCAAUGGUUCCUCUACCUCAUGCUGAGACAGCACACAGUUUGACCGUGUCAGCACAACAUAACUGUCAGUGAUCUGAAACCUUUGAAGUUUUACACAAGCUGCAGAGUAAAGCAGCGUACAUUAAGAAAUCUUAGGGUGUAGUUCUUUCUUAUACUAAGGUUUACCAUUACACGGUGAAAUAUAUCCAAAGCGAGUCUUUCACUAUAAUUAGCUUGAGGUCUACAGUUUUUCCAGAGGGAUUUAAAAAGGUUUUGAAUACCCCAAACCUGGAUUUGUUGGUCAGUUCUUGUCUUUUCCGCGUCACAUGUGAGUUGAAACAUUUCAACACUGUUGGGAAACAGAACAGGGACCCCAGAGGAAAUGUAGAAACAUCUCCUGCCACCAUUUCAAAGACUUGUUCCAGUUAGUCCCAAUACAAUCCUCACAUGUACUUUGAGCGGGUUAUCAGUUGCUGUAAUCUUUAUCUGAACUCCAUACAAGCUGUGAAAGGUAUAGGAAACAGAAUAUUGUACUAAAACUAAACAGCCAAGGUGGAAGAUUCCCACUUUGGUUGAACUCAGACUCAUGAAGCUGGAGCAUAAUGAGGUCUCGGCAGAGUCACUAAGAGAUGGCUUCAUGGAUGAUUACGCAUGAGAAAUUGAUUAGUGGAUCCCUCAGGCCAUAACAUGAUUUUUGGGGGGUUUCCCUUCCCAAAGUUCUCUCCAUUUUCCUACUUUUUACAUAUUAACAGUGAUCUUGUGACCCUGCUUCCAAAAUGCAGGUGACCCACACUCAGUACUGUCCCUGAACGCCUCCUGUGUAAUCUGUCAGAAGCUGCUUUCACUGCGAAUUAUAUUUUUUAUGACAGCAACCAAAACACUGUCAAAGUACAUGAGAUUGAGAGAAAAUCCAUAUCCAAACGUCUCCCCUUGCCAACAUGAGCACUUAUUUUGAACACACUGAAUAGUCGUGUAAUUUUUCCUUUAAUGUACUUUUUUUUCUUCUUCAUAUUUGAGUUACUUCCCAUUAAAGAUGGCCUUUGUCAUGUUUUGUACUUCUGAAAUAAAUGUGAUGUCUUCUUUCUGGAAA